This is a messenger RNA of Rhizopus microsporus ATCC 52813, 1701 nucleotides long. RefSeq lists its product as uncharacterized. Bases 264 to 1523 code for a protein of 419 amino acids. Lineage: Eukaryota; Fungi; Mucoromycota; Mucoromycetes; Mucorales; Rhizopodaceae. Gene Ontology annotation, cellular component: mitochondrion. Gene Ontology annotation, molecular function: pyruvate dehydrogenase (acetyl-transferring) kinase activity. The transcript has 4 exons. Gene Ontology annotation, biological process: protein phosphorylation; regulation of glucose metabolic process. The record is from RefSeq and is a predicted model, not a curated record.
CAGCCAAGCGCGGCGUGGGCUAAUUUUUGGUAAAAGCCAAUGUUUAAAUCUUGGGCAAGGAGGUGUCUAUGUUUAUGUUUAUGUAUGCAAUUUAUUAAUAUGGAGACAAAAAGGGAAAACAAGCGAUAUGUAGGGGCUUUAUUCUGUUUAGAACUUAAAGAAAUAGAUCAAGUAUUUAAGAAACUAAAUUAAACUCUUUUCUUCUCUCUUUUUUUUUCCUUUUUUCCUUUCUCUUUUGCUCGCCCUCGGCCUUAUUUCGUAGCAUGUUACAAUCACAAGUAAUCAACGUGUUGCCUCGGCGCAUACUCGCUAGCUUAUGGGCAACAUCAGAGACACGUAUUGCUCUUUCGCAUUUUGCUGUGAACAAAGAACAACCUACUGCGCCCAUGGCUAUAUCAUCUAAUUUCUUAUGCAACGAAUUGCCCAUCAGAUAUACCCACAUCUUACGCCUUUUAUCAGCACUUUCGCCUGAAUCGCUUCAGUCGCCCAUCAUCAAAAACGUAGCUCAUAGCUACCUAUGUGAUAUCUGUACACUGUUACAUCCCUCACUGAAACAAACUUCGCCCAAAGCCCUUUCGAACGUAUUAUCAAAGCUACGCACAAGUCAAGCAGUGAAUUCUAUUCGACUUCGGUAUGCCUUUCUAUCAAACCCUACUCCUGCCUGCCUUAAUUUGAUGGAUAAUAUAAACACGAUUGGAAUCGGUAUUCAUCACUUACUUGAUCAACAUAUCUCUUGGGUGACAAAUAAAUUAAAUCAUGCACAAACAUUGCGCCCAGAGGACAUCACUCGUCAGGCAGUUCAUGACGCACAGGCAGCAUUUUCGGGUGCCUAUGGAACCGCAUAUUUACCUCAAGUGGAAAUCAAGACGCGCACGAAGCAAGAGCUUGUUUAUAUUCCCAGCAUGCUUCACCGCAUUAUUUAUGAGUCUAUCCUUCUUUGCUUAAAAGCACAAGCGAUGCAUGACCAAGAACAAGAACGAACCGUUCGAUGGUACCGACGACCCUUUAUGAAGUCACAACCGAUGACCCUUUCUAUCUUUGGUGGUCCUACCAGCGUGGGUUUUAAAUUAGACACAGCAGCUUUUAUCCCAGAUAAGGAUCUGUUACCGAGCAUACCCAGAGACCCAAUCGGUAUACCUACAUGCAGCUCUGUGCUAUCCAGCACGAGUCGGACAAGGGUUGAUCGUGUUGAACCUAAUCAUGUAUUAGAGUGGGCAUCUCUGAGUGGUUGGAAAAUCGCUAGAUCUUUAGCAAGCCACUGGGGAGGCAAUCUUGACAUUGUCAAUGUGGACGGGCUGGGAUCGACAGUGUAUCUAGCCCUGGAUAGAAAUACUCAGAUUUUGGAAAGAUAUCCAACUUUCAGAGCCCCACAGCAAGAUGCUAUCCCAAUCCAGACUGCAGCUGCACAGCUAGAUGCAUUCCUAUAUGCCAUCUCAAAUGCUCAACCUAUAAGCACCAUAAUCCCAACACCCCUUUAUCAUCACCAUUCUGUUUCUCUUACUGCUGCUGUUAGCCAUGCGUAGACCUUUACUCUCCUUUUAUAUAUAUGUGUGUGAACCUCCUUUUUCUCUUUUUUAUUUCAUAUACAUAUUUUGUUUAUUUAUAUAUUAAUUAAGCCAGUCUUAUGAAUCAUCGAUAGUGUUGUAUAUGUAUAUAUAUAAUUUUAGUAAUAAAAGUGUUCUUUUAAAUAUAAAGAAAGAG